Molecule: messenger RNA, 1503 nt
Organism: Physcomitrium patens
Lineage: Eukaryota; Viridiplantae; Streptophyta; Bryopsida; Funariales; Funariaceae
Product: methylsterol monooxygenase 2-2
Biological process (GO): lipid biosynthetic process
Molecular function (GO): oxidoreductase activity; iron ion binding
Source: RefSeq, a predicted model, not a curated record
CACUCGCUGCUGCAUGAAUCUCUCAAAUCCCUCGCGCAUCUGCGAGUCGCUCUGCAUUGCACUGUGCCCGCAGCGCACCCCCCGCGACUCUCCUCGCGGAUCUUCCCCAUUGUGGCUCCUUAUGGUGGCCCUGCAUUAAUCGUGCACAGGAAGGAUAGCGAGGGACAGGCUCUUCUGGGAUGUGGUGAAAUCGCUGGGUAGAUACCAAGACCCGUGGUGGUGGUAGUGAUCUUGAGGGCAAGCGCGCUAGAGCGCCCUGCGUUGGGGUGUUCAGAAAGCGAGGAGGAGGGAAAUCGAUCCAGCAUGGCUUCUGCUCUGGAGAAAAUAUGGCUGUACCUAAUAAAUAACUUCACCGACUUCCAGCUGGCAUCAAUUGGCAGCUUCAUUAUACACGAGAGUGUAUUCUUUCUUUCUGGUCUUCCAUUCAUUGUUAUGGAGAGGUUGGGAUAUCAACGGCAGUACAAGAUACAGGGAAAGGUGAACUCUGUUGCAGCGCAAGAAAAGUGUGUUAUGAAGCUACUGCUUUACCACAUCUGUGUCAACUUGCCCCUCAUGAUUGUAUCAUAUCCCGUCUUCAAGUACAUGGGCUUCACCAGUCAGUUACCUCUACCUUCCUGGAAUAUUGUGUGCUUCCAGAUCUUGUCCUACUUCAUAUUGGAAGAUUUCAUCUUCUACUGGGGUCACCGUCUUCUGCACACUAAGUGGCUCUACAAGAAUGUUCACAGCGUCCAUCACGAGUAUGCAACUCCUUUCGGAUUGACAUCUGAGUACGCCCAUCCUGCGGAGAUUCUCUUCCUUGGAUUUGCUACAAUCUUUGGACCCGCAAUUACUGGUCCUCAUCUCCUUACUCUAUGGAUUUGGAUGAGCCUGCGUGUAAUUGAAACCGUGGAAGCCCAUUGUGGUUAUGAUUUUCCAUGGAGUCUCUCCAGAUACUUGCCGAUCUACGGGGGUGCGGACUUCCAUGAUUAUCACCACCGUCUUCUGUACACUAAGUCUGGAAAUUACUCAUCCACAUUUACCUACAUGGACUGGAUAUUCGGCACAGACAAGGGAUACAGGAAGCUGAAGGCAUUGAAGGCUGCCGAUCACGAAUACGAAUAUGUGGAGGAGAAGGUUCCCAAGACGGACUGAAAAGAAGCGUGGAUUUAAUUAGUGAAGCGUCCCUGUAACUCUUUGAAUUAGCAGUGGAGAGUGGUGAGACCCAGUUGGAUUUCCAGAGCCUUGAUUUCUGCUGCCUGUGUCUGGCCGUCUGUUGCGGUCACGGGUCGUCUGUAUAUGGGAGUGUAGAAUCAGCAGCAAUUCGUGGAGGAAAAGUUGGACCUAUUGGUUGUUGGUGUUUCAAAGGCCAUUGUAGAGUAGAAGAGUUGGGAAAAACUAGACAAGUCAUUUUUUGAAAAGCUGAAAUGCCACAGAUGGUUCCAUGCAAGAUAAACAGAGAAAAUUGUCACAUGUUUGUACCUAUAGCUAGGCUCCCUCAAAUGAACUGGGUUCACACGAGAAUAA